Messenger RNA from Periconia digitata, 3139 nucleotides. The record is from the annotation of a GenBank genome assembly. Lineage: Eukaryota; Fungi; Ascomycota; Dothideomycetes; Pleosporales; Periconiaceae.
UUCACCUGCUUGCCGGCCACGACUGGCCCCCCGCCGGACAGCGCAGUGAUGAUGCUGCACUUGCCAGGCGAAACGCAGUCGUGGGGUCAGGUUUGGAGGUCCAGUCGCGGCCGUGACAAGUGUUCUUGCAGGACACCAGCGGCCUGCACAGGGGCCGCCGUGGGCGCGCACAGGCUUGUGUGGGCCGUUCGGAUGCGGCCUAACUCGGCCCUAGCGCCGUCAAUUCACAGCGACGCGUCGCGACAGAAAGAAACAACAAAACCACAUGAUCCGCCCGCCGUCCUAUCCGCGCCUCAGCUCAGCGACAUGCGAGACCGUGUCCCCUGCAAAGUAUCGAAUUCAUGCGCCGCUGCCUGCUGUCAAUCCAUUCAAUGUGAAUAGAAUAAUAAUAAUGCCCUGUGGUCUGUCGUCGUGGUGGUUGGGCAUGGUGCGUGCGUGCGUGUCAUGUCAUUGCGCUUUCGGUAAACGCGUUAGCGCAGACCGCCCGAUCGCUCUUUCCUUGCAAGUUGCAACUCCCCCCCCAGCGCUUGCCCUGUCCUGUCCUGUCCUGCUUUGUCCUGCCCAGCCCUCCCUCCGCCUGCCUACUCUCCCCCAACUAACUUCAUCUCCCGCCCACCACCACCUCUCCUCCGCCUCGACAUCCCACCCGUCGCCAGUCGCCCUCGAGCGAUGCCCUGAGGCACUUCGCGACAACACCCAUCCCGUCCUCUCUCUCUGUCUGUCUACUCUUUCUGCCAGGCUAUCCACCCGCCCAUCGCCCCCCUCGCACUCCUCCUCGACACCCACGCCGCCCCAUGGACUACGAGUAACCACCAAGUGCCCGCUGUCGCUUCGACCCGCGCCAAUCCACCGCUGCGACAACCACUUGCCCUCGCAACUCCAGUGCUGUCCGCGAUUAGUCCCUCUGUUCCUUGCGCUAUCACGCCUUCAGCUGCACGGCACCCUCGUCUUGUUGCCGCUGCUCCGCCCUUCGUACGCCGCCCUGAUAGACCGUGUAACCUCUUGUGCAGCCUCACGGUCGCGUUCGCAGCUCCCAAACACCUGUCAGCGCCCGUCUGUUCUCAUCAGCACCGCCCUGCAUAAGCGGCACUUGUCCAUCAGCAAUUACACUGCAGUACAUUCGUUCCUGCAUCAGCUCCCAUUGCACCUGUCAUUUCUCGACUGUUCUAGGAGACGCGUCCAUUGGUGUGCAAAAUCCGAGGCCCUGCUCCAAUUAACAAGACCUCAACGACCCCAUCUUCGCCGUCCCACAACCAUCUGCAAUAUGGAAUCCGAACGCCCUCAUCUCUCAAUCACCCUCCCGAGGAACUUCAUGUUCCAUUAUCGGGAUGGUCAGCUCCCACAAACUCCAGAACCCGAGUCUCAGCCUGACGAGCUCGUACCUCCCCCACCACCUCGACAAAUGCUCAAGGUGCGUCGUCGUCGUGGCACCUUCGCUCCUACCUCCCAAGCAAAUGACCUUGACAUGGUCAACGACAACCCAAUUCCGACCAUCGAGGGCCCGGAAUACCUCCCAAACACCUCUUCGGACCUUCCCAACCUGCACUCUUCAGUAGACAAAGAGCUCCUUUCUCCGCCACUCACCUUUGGACGCAUGCUUUCACCACCAAAAACUCCCAUUGCUCAAAUGGGAAGUCUCGCCAGCUUUGAUGGCCCCCAACACUGGUCCGAUGUAGACAAUUGUAACCAAAGUGAGUCUUCGAGCCGACCCACCUCUUCUGGUGGGUUCUCGGACUCUUCAAUUUCAUCGAGGGAGAGCUUUGAAUCGUUCCCAUCCUUGGGAGGAAGCUGCACCAGUCCAGAAGAAGAAAUGACCGAUCCUUUCGAGUUCUCUCCCGUGCAGAAACACCCCCCGCAACUGGAUUCCCCCAUUGCACCACGCCAGGCUCGGCCGCCCAAGACACUGAAACUAAGGGCAACAUUCACCGAGGAGAUGGAUAACCAUCUCUGGAUGACAUACCUCAAGUACUUGCAAGAUCCUACCGUGACCCCCUUCAAGGCGCUCCCCAGCACAGUCCCGCCAAAUGGCGUUUGCCAUCGCGUAGCCCGACUUGCCCGCAGGACCUGGAAAGGCGGAAAGUCUGCUCCCAUGUUUUCCAAGUUGCGCUCCGUCUCCCGCUACCAAACUCGAGGCGGCACUCCGGAUACGAUCAAACCUACCAAAAGUGGCAGCAGCACCCCCGUGCCCAAAAAGCCCUACGCCCGGCAUCCCGAUGAGAAGUCCACACGAAAGCGACUCCGCUACUUGGCUCGACAGAAGCCCACGCUUUCUGCCCACUACCAACGUCUCCUCCGCCGUUCACCAUCGCCCUUCCAAUCUUCACCGGAAGAGGAAUCUUCGUCAACUCGCCCGCCUGUGCUUUCGUCGCCAUUCACCCAAGUGCCUGCGUCAUUCUCUACCCGCGAUAUGAACGUAUCACUCACCACCAGCACUGCACCAUCCAUGCAGGCUGGCAAUCCCUUGGCCCAGCUGGCCAACGGUAUAACGCCACGACCAAUAGAAGAUCGCGCCAAUCUACGAGCAUACGCACACCAGAAGUCCCAGUCUCUCCACAUCGGCCUUGGUAUCGGUCUCGGUCUCCAGAACUCUUUCCAGACCAUGUCUCAGAUGACCGAUAUCAGCAUGAACCAGCACAGUUCGCGGACGUGGCAUGCGCCAUCUGCCCGGCCAUCCCGGUUAGGCUCGCCUCUUCAGUUGCACUCCCCUCGGCCUAUAUCUCGACCGUUCAAGCGACGUGCUCUCCACAACUUUGAGGAGCAAGCACGAAGCCGGGGCAACAGCUUCAUCGACCAAGUCUUCGGUGCUCCAGCCCAGUCUAGCCAUCGCCGUGUGCGGAGUCGUGGCUUCAGCCUUGGUGAUAUGGUAGAGGGUGCGCGACGACUGCCGUUGUCCACGACUGGUCCGACCGAGCUCAACCCGUUUGCAACUCUCAACGACAAGACGACAGCUCAAGCGCUGCCGUCGCCCGCCAACUCGAUGUCCCAUGAUUCUCCGGACCUUCAAGAGCAAGCGACUGUCCGCCUUGGUUCACCUUUCGGGGCUCGCCCGAACAAUACCUUCCCACGGGCCUCUACUUCAUAUGGCUUCGAACCUCCAGCAUCCUUUGAAGAGCGUUUUGCGAGCCUUCCUCACCAUUAG